AGCAGGUACACUUACUGGUAAUGAGUUUUAGAGUAUCAUAUGACUGAUGAUAAUUGUUCUUUAGUUUGAACCAUAAAAAUUUCAGAACAGGACUCAAGUCAAAGUAAACAAUUCUCUGGAAACACAAUGGAGGGUGUAAGGUCAUCUGAUGGCCACAGCAAUUCUAUUUGGCCUGAAUCUUUCAGUCCAUUGGGGAUCACUCUGGACUCAGAACCAAGAUCUUGUAUUAAGGUUUUCACUUUGCCCCAUUUACACAUUCUUUGUUUCCUAACUCCAGUUAGAAUAGAAUACAAGUGUCCGGGAAGGGACGGGAACUGUGCCACCAUAAUUCAGUAGUGGAGGCGGGGAUCCGACAAGGGAAGCAGAAACACAUAGCUGUAAGUGAGUGUGUCUGCUUCAAGAAUGGGUGGAACCGAAAGGGGCUGAGGGACAGAAGGAAAGAGCGAGAACGGAAAGAAUCCCGGGAUAAUAGUGUGGUCGUAGGGAAACAGUAUAUAAAGGGGUUAGAGAGGCGGAACAAAAGCGUCCUGUAGUCAAAAGAAACUCUUGGCGCGCCUCCGCUCGAAGGAGGUGGGGACCACUAGCGGGAACUACAAAUCCCAGCAGGCCCCGGGACUCGGAGCCCGCUCGCCGCACCGCGCAACGCCUGCUGGGGGCUGGUUGCCGCGGCCAAGAUGUCGCUGUUCAAGAAAAGAAAGCUUGAGUCGGGGGGUGGCGGCGCAGGAGGGGAGGGAGCCGAGGAGGAAGUUGGCGGGGAGCAGGAGGCAGCCCCGCCACGACCCCGGAGGACUAAGCGCGAGCGAGACCAGCUGUACUACGAGUGCUACUCGGACGUCUCGGUCCACGAGGAGAUGAUCGCCGACCGCGUCCGCACCGACGCCUACCGCCUGGGCAUCCUGCGGAACUGGGCCGCGCUGCGAGGCAAGACCGUGCUGGACGUGGGCGCGGGCACCGGCAUUCUAAGCAUCUUCUGCGCCCAGGCCGGUGCCCGGCGCGUGUACGCGGUGGAGGCCAGCGCCAUCUGGCAACAGGCCCGGGAGGUAGUGCGGCUCAACGGGUUGGAGGACCGCGUGCACGUCCUGCCGGGCCCGGUGGAGACGGUGGAGCUGCCGGAGCAGGUGGACGCCAUCGUGAGCGAAUGGAUGGGCUACGGACUUCUGCACGAGUCCAUGCUGAGCUCCGUGCUGCACGCGCGGACCAAAUGGCUGAAGGAGGGCGGUCUCCUCCUGCCAGCUUCCGCGGAGCUUUUCGUGGCCCCGAUUAGCGACCAGAUGCUGGAAUGGCGUCUGGGUUUCUGGAGCCAGGUGAAACAGCACUAUGGCGUGGACAUGAGCUGCCUGGAAAGCUUCGCCACGCGCUGCCUCAUGGGCCACUCGGAGAUCGUGGUGCAGGGUCUGUCCGGCGAGGACGUGCUGGCCCGGCCGCAGCGUUUUGCCCAGCUCGAGCUGGCCCGCGCCGGCCUGGAGCAAGAGCUGGAGGCCGGUGUAGGCGGACGCUUCCGCUGCAGCUGCUAUGGCUCCGCGCCUCUGCAUGGUUUUGCCAUCUGGUUUCAGGUGACCUUCCCUGGAGGGGACUCGGAGAAACCCCUGGUGCUGUCCACCUCGCCCUUUCACCCGGCCACUCACUGGAAGCAGGCGCUCCUCUACCUGAAUGAGCCGGUGCCGGUGGAGCAAGAUACUGACAUUUCAGGCGAGAUCACUCUGCUGCCCUCCCGGGACAACCCCCGACGCCUGCGCGUGCUUCUGCGCUACAAAGUAGGGGACCAGGAGGAAAAGACCAAAGACUUUGCCAUGGAGGACUGAGCGUUGCCUUUUCGCCCACCCACCUUCUUCGGAAGGUCGGAAGAGAAAAGGAGAUCUGUGCAAGUCGGAGACAUAUUUGUCUCCUCUUCCUCACGGUUUCUGGGAAAGGGAGAGUGACUUCAGUCUUCAUUUGAGGACUUUCUUCUGGCCAUGUUUAUUUAAAAAGUGAGCCUCCCUGACCAAGGACUGAUGCGGUUUGCUUUUAAGCCUGGAAAGCAUGUAGUAUCAAACUUGUAUGUGUUUCACUGCGGGGACAGGUGGGGGGAUAAAUAUGUACUGUUUACAGUAUCAGCAUGGCUAUACAAGAGGAGCAAUAUAUGCCACUGAGUACCAAAGGAUACAGAGGAGCGCCGCAGCCUUUGGGAUGAACACACUUGGGAGGGAUGAAAGCCUGAGGUGUGUGGACACCCAGGCACUGUCCGAUGCAUUAUGUAGAUGGGGGCUGGUAAUGUGGAGCCCUUAAGGCUCCAGGUCUGGAUUACCAGACCCAAGACAGCACCAUGGUAAAGUUCAUCUACCUCCCGCACAGCUUGUAUUUGUUUAUCCCUGUAAAAUCUUCCAUUUAUUUUCUAUUAAUUUAUUGAACCUAUGAACGUAGUUGCUAAAAAUACAAUCUAAUAGUCAUUGUGACAGGUAUUUGGGAUUACAAACUAAAAGAAUGUGAGCUCUGCCCUCUAAUACAUCACUACCACUACAGAAACUAAAAGCCAUGAUGAUAGGGUGGGGUGGUUUUAGUAUCAGGAAGGAUAAAUUAUUUUACAUAUUAAGUACAAAGGUUUCUGUAAGUUCCAUAGAUAUAAUUGUCAUUUGUUGUUUGUUUUGUGAAAUGGGGUCACAUGUAGUGCAUCACUGUCCUGAAACUCACUGUGUUGCUGAGAAUGACCUUGGACUCUUGAUGUUUCUAAAUCUACCUUCCAGAUGCUGGAGUUAACAGCUCUGUGCCACUGUGCCCAGCACAUACCUAAUGCUUGGCAGUAGAUCUUGGGCACAACUCUUUGACUUCCUAAACCUAACCAAAAAUUCACUUUCAUUAUAUUAAUACUGCAUACUUCAGUUGAGAACAGAACACUACAGACCACCUUAAUGGUAACAAAGGUUUAAUUAUUUGAUGCUAAAGGAAAAGUUUUUAGUACUAGGGAGCCUCACGGGUGACCCCAGAUCAACCUGGAAGAACCAUCUUUAGUGUAUAACUCCUUUUGACAUAGUAGGCACUCAUUGGGACAACCCCUGUUUUUAUUUCCCUAACAGUGAAUCAAAGGUGACACUCUGGGGUCCCCAGAAAACUGAAUCCAUGACAGCAGCAAAGGCAAGUGAACUCCUUGUCAUUUUGGUCAUGGGCCCCCUUUGGCAGAGGGCCAUCUGAUAGAUCUAAAGAAGAUACAGAAAGUAGCAUAAGGAGUUCAAGAAGGUAGAUGUGAAAGGUACCUGCUGCAAACCUGCCAGUCCUGCUGCUACCCCAUAGCUUACACUACCCAGUACCCAAGAUAGGGAGCAUUUACAAACACAGGCCCCACUCCCCACACAUGCUCAUCUAUGUAUGUUUCUCUGUUAAUUUUAUUAUCAACAACUACACAGUAUUUAAGCACUAUGAUAAAUUAGUACAUCCUUCGCUCAAAGAUCUAGGAUAGCAUGGGGACAAUAAAAUGGCAUCAGUUGUUUGCAUGCAUCCAUAAGCCUGGAAAGCCUUUCUAGCUCUCGGCUCUGCCCAGCAAAGUUGGAAAGGUAGCUCUCAUCCCUUACGCCUCUCCAAGGAUUGAAAAAUCCUCUUCCUAUCAUCAGGUAAAUUGUGAAUGCCUGCAAAACUUUCCCAUCUGAUGUUCUCAAAUUAGACCAUAUCCUCCAAAAUAUUGGUCCGUUCUAUAACAGACAAAAUACAUUAAAUAGGUGAUCCUUUUAAGCUACUAAAACAAAAAAAUCUAAACCAAGUCUAUACCCAGCUCUGUAUAUGGUGUGUGUGUGUGUGUGUGUGUGUGUGUCUUUGUGGCUGUUUCUGUGUAAGUGUGCCUUCCCCAGCUUUCUACAUGAUUUCAUUUCCAUGCUCCAGUUUGUGAUUUAUCCUUUCACUUGUAAUAAAUAUCACAUAUUUUAUUGGAAUUUA
Messenger RNA from Peromyscus californicus insignis, 3900 nucleotides. It is a transcript of the gene Prmt6, whose product is annotated as protein arginine methyltransferase 6. Gene Ontology annotation, biological process: peptidyl-arginine methylation. The coding region runs from base 675 to 1802 and encodes 375 amino acids. The record is from RefSeq and is a predicted model, not a curated record. The transcript has 2 exons. NCBI's taxonomy places the organism in Eukaryota, Metazoa, Chordata, Mammalia, Rodentia, Cricetidae. Gene Ontology annotation, molecular function: protein-arginine N-methyltransferase activity.